UGGCACGUCUCGUUUUGUGUACACAGUUUACAUGCUUGUUGUGGUAAAGUGCUUGAUCGUGUAAAGAAAUGCUUCGCUAUAUUUACAAACUUAAAACUGCAGAAUAGCCCGUUUUUCUUUUUUUGGUUUUGUUUUUCAAACUUACUUGCGGGCGGAAACUAAGGCGCCCGUCCAGGUGCGCGCUGCCCUAGAGAGGCGGGGCUACGGCAGGUAAAAACAUAUAACCUGGGGGGAGAAACGAGCUUCUGCUCAUUUCAUCGGCAUAAAUUUCAGGAAAAAGACGAGAACGUUAAGUAUAAUAAGGAAUGCGGGUUUCAUGAAGUCUGAAUUUUCGUGAAAGUUUUAAUACGAGUUUAAUUGUGGGAUAUUUUUCCGUCGAAUCGAAUUCACAUUCUUCAUCAUUAGAACACACACACACGACACGACACGGUCCACUCGAUUCACUCGAUUUCCUGCCGAACUCUCUGGGCCGCACGAUGUCCGAACAAAGUAGAAGCAGGGGCAGCUCGGCGCAGAGUGCAUCCUCGGCGGGCCCGUACACUCCAAGGAUCCCCAAGUUCUGGUUCCCUCCGUUUAGCGGGGACUUGACGCACUUACGGCGGGACGACGGGCUCUUCGUGGACGAGACCUUUCCCAUGGAGAAGGUCCCCAAGGCCAAUGUUGUGUGGAAGCGGCCAAAGGAGAUCUGUCAUUUUCCACAGUUCAUUGUGGAUGGAGCCACACGCAUGGAUGUUUGCCAGGGAGAACUGAAUGACUGUUGGUUUUUGUCGGCGGUGGCCUCCCUUUCCUUGUACGAAUCCCUCAUGGAACGUGUGGUACCCCAUGGACAGAGCUUUCAGGAGGGCUACACUGGGUGCUUUGUCUUCCAGUUCUGGCAGUAUGGGGAAUGGCAGAAGGUGAAGAUUGAUGAUUUCCUGCCAACAAUUGACGGUCAGCUGGUUUAUUUGAAAUCAUCUGUGAAAGAGGAGUUUUGGAGUUCUCUUCUGGAGAAGGCCUAUGCUAAACUUAAGGGGGGCUACCAGGCCUUGAAUAUGGGCUUCCCCCAUGAAGCAAUGGUGGACAUGACAGGAGGUGUGACAGAGAUGUUCAGUUUUACAGACCUGCCUCGGGAUGCGGGGCAUUUCUUAAGGAACUUACUAAAGAAAGGAGCACUGAUCAACUGUGCCAACGUGCAGGGUCCGGUGGGGAAGAGGAACAAGUUUGGAAUCCUGUUCAAGCAUGCCUACUCUGUAACCAAGUUUGAGAGGUUCAGGACAGUCAGUGGUGAAGUGGUUGAACUUGUUAGAGUGCACAACCCUUGGGGAAAAGCAGAGUGGGAGGGACCCUGGAGCGACAUUAACGGACCAGAAUGGAACCAAGUCAGUGCAGAGCAGCAGCAGCGAGUCGGAAGAGUACGGCAGGAAGAUGGGGAGUUCUGGAUGGCGCUGACGGACUUCUGCCGGAACUUUGAUCAGAUGGAGGUGUGUCACCUUACAGAGAGUGGAAUGGGGGCUGUGAAGCCAUGGGAGUGUGCUUUGCAUCAUGGGAGCUGGGUGUACAACUUUACAGCUGGCGGUCCUCCAGGGGGAGCCAAAUACUGGCAGAACCCACAGUUCCAUUUGACCCUCCUUGAAGAGGAUGAUGACCCAAGUGACCCAGAACAAACGUGCACCUUCCUGGUGGCGGUGAUGCAAAAGCACCAGAGACUCAGUGGGAUACAGCUUGCCAUCAAUGUGCACGUAUACCAGGCACGCCCAGACCAGCACUACCUAACCUAUCUUGACUUGAAUUUGCGCCGACCCUUGAUCAGUCUUGACUACUACAGCCCAUACAGGGAGGUGGUAAUUCGUGGUCGCCUGCCACCUGGGCAUUACAUCAUUAUUCCCUCAACAUUCGAAGCCAACCAAGAGGGAGAGUUCAUUCUUCGUGUCCUGACUGAAAAGGGCAACAUAUCAAUGUUUUCUCAGAAGCCCAACACGGAUGAUAAUGCCCCCACACAGGAGAUCUUACCUGUCAAGGCAGUCCUUCCUUCUGCUGCAGCCACUCUGCAGCUCUUUCAAAAGCAUUGUAAGAAAGGGCGGUGUCGACCUGUAGACCUGCUUAACCUGCUGAGAGAAGCCAUUCGUGGAGGAGCACUUGCUGGGAGUGAAAAACGAUUGUGUCUGGAGCAGUGCAAGAGUUUUGUGGUGUUAAUGGAUAGUAAAGGAUUAGGACAUUUGGACUGGACACAAUUUCAGGCAUUAUGGGAACUGUUCAGAAAGUGGACGGAUAUCUUUGUUCAAUUUGACAAGAACAAAUCGUGGUCACUGGACUACACAGAGAUAUUACCAGCCCUGAAAGUUGCAGGGCUGCAAGUUGAUGAGUUUCUGAUUCAGCUGAUUGGCCAGCGUUACACAGAACCUGACAUGACUGUCAGCUACCCAGGAUUUUUGUACCUACUCCUCAAACUGAACAGCAUGAUCCAAAAAUUUUAUGCCUAUGAUGCAAUGCAAAUGGGAAAUGUUUCUCUUAACUAUAGGCAGUGGCUUCACUUGACAAUGUACAACUGAGAUGUGAGACUAUUGCCUGCACAAAUCCAGUGGAGUCCAGAUUUAGAUCCCCCCCCCCCCCCGGCUUUUUAAAUGGACUUAUCACCAUCACUAACACAUUCGCUGUCCUCUGUGAUUAUUGUUGCAGUCAAAGCUUUUAUCUAAAAUGGCUUUUAUCUUAGUUUUAUGCCUCACCUGUUUAUGGAACUUUGCAUUCUUUUUCAAAAAUUUUCCGAACAAGAAAGGCCCUUCCCGAAAGCUGAACGCACCACCUUGUCCAUAUCCAUAAGUUUACCUACAAUACUGCACACUUAAGUAUGGGAACUUCUGUUAGCUAUACAAUAUUUUCUUCAUGAAUUUCUGUAUUGAGUGAAAUGUCCUUAUAUUUCAUUUAUUAUGGAGGUACUGACUUUCUUAACUGCUAAGGCAAGUCUGAAAGUAAUGGAUCAGACCAUGCAUGCCAGAUGUGUUCAUGUGUGGUCAGUUUAGCAGUAAGCUGUUAAAACAAGCCAGGGUAUUCUGACUGGCACUGCUCCAGUCCUCUACUUCAGGAUAGCAACAAACAAACAUUGUGCUUUAGGGUUAAGGAUGAACAACAAAUGUGUGAAAACAAGAGAUGAGGUGCAAAAGUGGUCCCAGCUGUCAGUCUCAAUAGAAGUAACCAAAUAUCAUUAAUUUCUCAUCCUUUUAAGAUGUUUUAUUUUAGUACUACAGUGUUUGUAAGAGGGGGAGUGCAGUGGC
This is a messenger RNA of Scleropages formosus (Asian bonytongue), 3248 nucleotides long. Its product is annotated as calpain-9. Gene Ontology annotation, biological process: proteolysis. The transcript has 20 exons. Lineage: Eukaryota; Metazoa; Chordata; Actinopteri; Osteoglossiformes; Osteoglossidae. Bases 477 to 2528 code for a protein of 683 amino acids. Gene Ontology annotation, cellular component: cytoplasm. Gene Ontology annotation, molecular function: calcium-dependent cysteine-type endopeptidase activity; calcium ion binding. The record is from RefSeq and is a predicted model, not a curated record.